Molecule: messenger RNA, 765 nt
Organism: Dioscorea cayenensis subsp. rotundata (Guinea yam)
Lineage: Eukaryota; Viridiplantae; Streptophyta; Magnoliopsida; Dioscoreales; Dioscoreaceae
Exons: 3
Coding region: 1-765 (254 amino acids)
Molecular function (GO): zinc ion binding
Source: RefSeq, a predicted model, not a curated record
AUGUGGUACGCAAAGAAGGUGUUAGUGACAAACCCUAGUAGCUUUGCUAUCGUAGAGAAUGACAGUGGCUGGUUCAAACGUGUGUUUUUUGCCUUCAAAGCAUGUGUCAUUGGUUUCAAGACAGGAUGUAGGUCAUUGUUGUACCUAGAUGAAACUCACUUGCUCGGUAAAUACGGGGGCACUUUGUUAGGUGCAACGGGAAAAGAUAGGAAUGAUGGUUUCUUUCAUGUGCCAUUUGCAAUUGUAGAUAAUGUAACGGAUGGCAACUGGACGUGGUUUUUGUCAAAGCUUGGAGAUACUAUAUACGAUGAUGACGAAUAUGUAAAACUUAUUAAAUUCAUAUCUGAUAGGUCCAAGGGCCUUAUCAAUGCUGUCUCGAGGGACAACUACAUGUUCAAAGGUGAGAGAUGGGGGGAGAUGUACUCAAACAUGGCGGAGUCAUUUAAUGCAUGGAUAAAAGAGGCACGCCACCUCUUUGUCACAAACAUGGUAGACUUGAUAAGGUUUAAGAUGAUGGGCAUGUUGUGUCAUCAACGUGAACAAUCUCGAAGAUGGGAGAGACGUCUAUGUCCUGUCAUACAUAGAAAGAUUGAGGAACUUGUUGAAGAGCCUCACAACCUAUUGGUCGGCCGUUCCGAUGGUGACCAUUUUGAAGUGGUUGACCUAAAGAACUACUACAUCAGUUUGAACGGUCGAACAUGCUCAUAUCGUAGGUGGCGGGUAUAUGGCAUUCCAUGCAAACAUGCAUGUACAGCAAUACUGUAG